UGGCAACUGGUUUCUUUUUUUUUCAAGGUCUACUAAUCAGGAGCCAGGACAUGGCAAGAAUCUGCUUCUUAGGGAUGGCAGGUUCAAUUACCGGUGCUUGAAGGUUUACUGGUAAUAGCCUAAAAAAAUGGAAACACCACAUAUACCUAUUACACCAUCGAGGCGGUUCUCCUAACGGAAGUUCUGAAACUCGCAUUAUCGAUUUUUAUUUCCUCAAAGACCAAGCUCCAAAUGUUGGAACUUCAUUUCCGAAUUCUACGAUAACAAGUCCAUGUUGGUCUUGUAUAUGGUGCCGGCUUUUCUAUUCUGCCUUUACAAUAACCUUGUAUUUACAAACUUGGCAGCGUUUGACCAGACCACAUUCUACAUCUUCAUGCAAAUAAGGCUCCUUUUUACGGGUAAUGUGUUUCAAAUCAUGUUCAAAAGAUAUUUGAGCGAAAUGCAGUGGUACUCGUUAUGUCUAGUCACACUAGGAUGCGUGGUUCAGAAGUUGGAUUAUGCCACCAUUUCCAAGCUCUUCGGUCCAGUGGAUUUAUCAAUCCAAAACGUAUUCUACAACAGCAUCAGUUUUCUCCUGAUUGUGGUUCAACUGAGUUGUUCCGUCUGUGCCGGAGUCUACAACGAAUAUCUCAUAAAAGGAAACUCAGGCAAGAACGUGCACUUAAUGGUGCAAAAUGUGUACAUGUGCUUGGACUCUAUUUUCUGGAAUACGGUAGUCUUAUCCUACCAAGGCCAGUUGAUCACAGCCUUCAGCAUGCCUUCUUUGGCGUCCAUCGCACAAACCCUGGUGAUCCUGAUCAUUGUCAAUAACGCGUGUGCGGGCAUUAUUACUUCAAUGUUUUUGAUGAAUCUCAACUCCAUCGCAAAGGCCUUUGCAAGUGCCAUUGAAAUAGUCUUCACUGCCAUGUUGAGCUAUUUGCUUUUCGACAUUCCCAUUUAUGUCAAUACUGUGAUAUCAGUGAUGAUCUCGUCCUAUGCCAUUGUCGUGUAUGCGAAAAACCCUGUCAAGAAUCCCCCUGUUAAAUCAUAUUUGCCCAAUGCUGACAAGAGAGAUACGAGUUUGAAAGAGAAGUUGCUGGAAAAUACUCCGAGUGUGUAACAACUAGGGCCUUUCAUGCGAUGUUCUCAUGGCUUUUUGAAGGUCAGCGCUACUGGUCACCACUCAGUUUGGCCUUUCUGGCACAUUCUUUUCCGUUUGGUGCUACUUUUGAAGAAUCAUACCUCGGUAGACCUCAUUUGGUCAAUUUGGUCGGAAAUGGCAUAGCCCCAAUAUUCGUUCAAUGUGGCAUCUGGCAUUCGAGAAAGCAAGUUUGUAUUCUAGCUGUGUUGGGCAUUGUCUAUAUUCAUUGAACUAACUAAAGAAAAAUGCCAAUGAUCGUUUCGUUGAUUGCACGAAUCAGUAAAAUUAGAGGAGAAUCAAGAAUCCGUUUAUCAUAAUUCAUAACGUUAGCAUUCAAUUCAUGAAUUCAAAAUAAAUAUAGAAUGUUCUUACUCCCUCGCAAAAUAUGACCUACUUAAUCGUCUCUGUCAGCAAUAAAUCGAUCAUUACCUUUGAAAUUCCUCAUCAGCGCUCUGGAGUUUGCUCCGGCAUUCCUCGAUAUCCUAAUUUGAUUCGGCUCGCCAAACAGUCAACGUCCGGGUCAAUUUCUCCUCCAACUUGGAUAGUUCUGAUAUACUCGUUUUAAUCUAAGAAAAGCCCGACUUA
Tigriopus californicus is the source of this 1705-nucleotide messenger RNA. RefSeq names its product UDP-galactose transporter senju-like. Gene Ontology annotation, biological process: pyrimidine nucleotide-sugar transmembrane transport. The transcript has 5 exons. Lineage: Eukaryota; Metazoa; Arthropoda; Copepoda; Harpacticoida; Harpacticidae. Gene Ontology annotation, cellular component: Golgi membrane. The record is from RefSeq and is a predicted model, not a curated record. Bases 272 to 1099 code for a protein of 275 amino acids. Gene Ontology annotation, molecular function: UDP-galactose transmembrane transporter activity.